AUGUUGACGCCCACAAACGACCUGCUGCUGUGGCUGGUAUAUGAAAAUAUGGCUUUGACCGACAUGAUUCAAGGUGCCUCAAACGAGAUUAUGUGGAGUCAACUAGGAGAGCUCUCAACCAGAAUUUUCGCUCUUGGAGUUCACAGAGACACCAAAAAGUCGGCCGACAUUCCACCAUUUCUAUGCCAGAUGCGAAAACGUCUAUUCGCCGCAUCGUAUCGAAUCGACAAGAACAUUGCAACUUUCUUGGGCCGCCCUCCGCGACUUCCUUUGAAACACUCAGAUUGCGGUCUUCCUUUAUGCAUUGACGAUCAGAUAUUUGGUGCUUCCAAUGAAGUUUUUGCUCAAGCCAUGGAAAACGUCGAUGAACAGGGCUGGGGUCUCAAGCCGGGCUUCCAGUCUGCUGUGUGGCUUCGACUACGAUUUUCAAAUGCAUUGUUCCGCGAGGAGAUCUUGGAUAUCUCGUUGAUGCCAUCCAAUACUAAGACAGCCGAACAAUUGAGCAAAGAGAUGUGGGAUUCACAUCCAGCAUACCUCCGCUUUACACCAAACAUAUGGACAGAUCAUAGCAAUGUGUUGACAGUUUACAUGCUCAUCUUGGGAUAUCUUGCACAUCUGUACAAUGACUUUCUCAUUCAGAGACUUCUCGUUCGACAGUAUCAUGCCGCGAAUACACCACUACUCUCUGUGAGCUCUCAAUUAAUUUCGACGGUUUUAUUGCUUGCUCGAAAAGGUGGUAAUAUGAAGGAUAUAUAUCUGGAUCUGAUUGUGUCGAUGCAAUUAUAUGGCUUCCCAGCUGCCAGCGUUCUGAUUGACACCCUUCGAUCGGAAGUUCGAUCGGGCAUCCCAGUCGAUUACACCACACCACGAUCAGAAAUCAUCCGCAACCUGUGCGUCUUCAUAUCUCAUCUCGACUCUGUGGAGAGGCCGAGGAAUGGCAGCGAUGCUCUCUUUAAGCGUGCAUCCAAGUAUUUCAGGACUGUUAUUGAUGAGGUCAUUGAAUCGAGCUCGGGAUCAGGAAAUGGCAACCUGCGCAAUUCGAAUGUUGAUAACUGGGCUCCGUCAUGGAACCAGGACGAUAUUGCAAUGGAUUUCAUAGAUGAGAAAAGACCGCACUGUCUACGAUGCAUCAAAGCAAAUCUGGAGUGCAGUGGGUACCCCGACAUUACCUUCAUCCAAUUCGAUGGUCAGAAACGACACAACAUCUCAUCUUCCGCCAAUGCUUCGCCGGGGACAACUCCGAAUAUUGCAGAUGUUCAGGAGCCGAUGGAACUUAUUCCUCGCUCUUUCCCACAUAAUAAAGUACAGGAUUUUACGUUCGUGACAAAUUUAUUAUCUACACCCAUGCCACUCAAUUUGAAUGAUGUAUUCAUCCAAUACACCCGCUCAAAGCUCUUUGGUGGGCUCAACUCGGAUGAAGUUGCUAGUCCGAAAGAUGAGGCGGAAUCCGAUGAUCGAGCGGAAAAGAACAAGGCGUUUUUGGCGCUGUCGACGACUUUCUUUGGAAUUGAGCACAAAGAGAAUCGGUUAGUGAGUCGUGGAUUUCAUCAGUAUGGACAAUCGUUGGAAUAUGUGCACGGGGCACUUGGGGAUCCAUCGCGGUAUAGGUCGCUGGAUCUACUGGAGUCGAUCGCGACAAUGUCUUUAUUUGAGGCAUGUUUCACCCCUGUCAAUUAUUAG
Messenger RNA from Talaromyces amestolkiae, 1680 nucleotides. RefSeq lists its product as uncharacterized. Gene Ontology annotation, molecular function: zinc ion binding; DNA binding; DNA-binding transcription factor activity, RNA polymerase II-specific. The coding region runs from base 1 to 1680 and encodes 559 amino acids. The record is from RefSeq and is a predicted model, not a curated record. Gene Ontology annotation, cellular component: nucleus. The transcript is spliced from 5 exons. Gene Ontology annotation, biological process: regulation of DNA-templated transcription; DNA-templated transcription. Lineage: Eukaryota; Fungi; Ascomycota; Eurotiomycetes; Eurotiales; Trichocomaceae.